GUGCCAUCGUGGAUGCGACCAAGUGUGCUUCCAGCCGCAGACUGUGCAGUGAUCACUGAGUACAUUGAGGUGUCUAAGCCGCUCAAGUCUGCAACUGAUGGCCUGCAAGACUGCGGCAAAGUUGGUACCCAUGGCGCAUUAUAUGAGAUUAUGACUGUCUUUGAGAUCGUAAUUGCUGACUUCCCUGUGCGGAUCAGGCCAUUUACUGCUGUCCAAUUCCACCUAGCUGAAGCACCAGAA
Molecule: messenger RNA, 240 nt
Organism: Boeremia exigua
Lineage: Eukaryota; Fungi; Ascomycota; Dothideomycetes; Pleosporales; Didymellaceae
Exons: 1
Source: RefSeq, a predicted model, not a curated record